AUGUCUAAGGCCGUGUAUGCGAAGAUAUGGAUGAGCACGAGGUUCUUCAACCUCAGAAGGAGAUACGGGUGCAUUCAAGUUUGCAACGAAAACAAAAAGUUGCUGACCUUCGGAAUUUGGAAGGAAAAUGACGUUGGCUAUAAUAAGUGCGCCCCCCAACCGUACGAUUGA
Plasmodium fragile is the source of this 171-nucleotide messenger RNA. RefSeq lists its product as uncharacterized. Lineage: Eukaryota; Apicomplexa; Aconoidasida; Haemosporida; Plasmodiidae. The transcript is spliced from 2 exons. The record is from RefSeq and is a predicted model, not a curated record. Bases 1 to 171 code for a protein of 56 amino acids.